Molecule: messenger RNA, 606 nt
Organism: Mixia osmundae IAM 14324
Lineage: Eukaryota; Fungi; Basidiomycota; Mixiomycetes; Mixiales; Mixiaceae
Exons: 5
Coding region: 1-606 (201 amino acids)
Source: RefSeq, a predicted model, not a curated record
AUGCUAGUGUCCAUUCUUAUCAGCAUAUCUCGUAUCUCCGCAGCCACUGCUUCGAUCAACGAUCCGGCUCUGACUAUUCGACCACGCAGCGAUGAGCUACUGUUCACGUGGGAUCUUUGGUGUCGGGAAUGUGCUAAUGCAGCAUCUCAGGUGUCCGAGCCGUUCUUCCAAUUUGACCUUGAGCCAGCUGUGGUCAUGCCAGACGAGCUUCAGCUUCCUGUGCACCUCUGGAAGACUGUCUUCCCUCGCGCACACCGUCAGCAAAGUUGGGGCUCACCCGACGAUGCCUGUUGCCGUGUCGGCAUCUACUGGAGCAUCUCAAUUGAUGUCACGACGGGAGAUCUGAUUCGACAUUCGCAAGUUGGCGCUAAAAGACAUGCACGCAGACAAUGCCGGGCUGCGUGGCGCCCCGAUGAUGGGCACGUUGCAAUGGCUGGUGACCGAUCCGCGGCAUACACAACGAUGAAAGUCUUGCUCGUUCGGUAUACGCAGCUUAAUGCACUCGUCUUGAAAGCAUCGCGUGUGGUGUUUAGCUACUUGACAGUUCCGCACUUACACACGACGAAAAGUCGUCUUAUACUUUGCACGCAGCCGUCAUGCCGCUGA